Messenger RNA from Gloeophyllum trabeum ATCC 11539, 1258 nucleotides. RefSeq names its product 3-ketoacyl-CoA reductase. NCBI's taxonomy places the organism in Eukaryota, Fungi, Basidiomycota, Agaricomycetes, Gloeophyllales, Gloeophyllaceae. Gene Ontology annotation, biological process: fatty acid elongation. The coding region runs from base 54 to 1079 and encodes 341 amino acids. The record is from RefSeq and is a predicted model, not a curated record. Gene Ontology annotation, molecular function: ketoreductase activity. The transcript is spliced from 8 exons. Gene Ontology annotation, cellular component: endoplasmic reticulum.
CUGCCAGCGCCGGCUCAGACGGUGCAGUCGGGUCCUGACAACUUCGCUCUGCCAUGCCGCUCGUAAUCCUCAACACAGAGCUGCCAUUGUUCACCUGGACCGUCGACCACCCAUGGCUCUCUGCCUUCCUCCUCGCACUGGGUUCGUUCACCUUCCUGCGCUUCGCAGUCAAGACCGCCGUCGUCUUCUCGCAGACCUUCUUGCUAGGCGGCACUAGCCUCAAAAAGUUCGGUGCAAAGCAAGGCGCGUGGGCAGUGGUCACCGGCGCCUCCACCGGCAUCGGGCGCGAGUUUGCUGUCCAGUUGGCAAAGGCGGGGUUCAACGUGCUCGUAGCUGCACGGAGCACCAGCUCGCUGAAUGAGACUGUGUCUGAGAUCGCUUCCGCCGCUUCUGGCUCGCAGACCAAGGUCGUGACCAUCGACCUAUCCAAGGAUGACGAAGCCGCGUACGCGUCCUUUGCGGAUACCAUCGCGGCACUCGAUAUCGGCGUGUUAGUGAACAACGCUGGCAAGUCGCACGAGAUGCCCACCGACUUCGUCGAGACCCCCAAAUCCGAGAUGGACGACAUCCUCGCGAUCAACACCAGAGCCGUGCUGCGCAUCACCGCCCUCGUCGUCCCGCACAUGCUCCAGCGCAAACGCGGUCUGAUCCUGAACAUCGGCUCCUUUGCGGGCGAGAUCCCCUCGCCCAUGCUCGCGACCUACUCCGCCUCCAAAGCCUUCCUCGCGACCUUUUCCGCAGCCCUCGGCGCCGAGCUCAAGCCGCACGGCAUCGUCGUCGAGCACGUCAACACCUACUUCGUGGUCUCGAACAUGUCCAAAAUCCGGCGCGCCUCCGCGCUCGUGCCCACGCCGCGCGCCUUCGUGCGCGCCGUCCUCGCGAAGCUCGGCCUCCCCUGCGGCGCCGCGUUCACCGGGCGCCCGCACACGAGCACGCCGUUCUGGAGCCACGCGCUCGUCGACUACGCCAUCGGCGUCCUCGGCUGGACGGGCGGGAUGGUGAGCUACACACACGGGCUGCACAAGAGCAUACGGAAGCGCGCGCUCAGGAAGAAGGAGCGCGAGGCGAAGCGGGAGUAGACUUGGGAUACAGUCUCGUACAAUAUUACUUUGGUACUAGCUUUCUCCGUAACUUCUACCAGCAGCUGGGUGUGCGCUGCCGUGUCCGUGCAACAGGCCACCCUUGCGUGUAUUAUGAGCCCAGACUGCAGUCUGCCCGCGGUGUCUGGGGACGUCGGUCAAAUAGGGGCCAUUUUCGG